GGCGCGCCGGGAGCGGGCCGAGCGGCACCAUGUCGGCCAAGGUGCGGCUCAAGAAGCUGGAGCAGCUGCUCCUGGACGGGCCGUGGCGCAACGAGAGCGCCCUGAGCGUGGAGACGCUGCUGGACGUGCUGGUCUGCCUGUACACCGAGUGCAGCCACUCGGCCCUGCGCCGCGACAAGUACGUGGCCGAGUUCCUCGAGUGGGCCAAACCGUUCACGCAGCUGGUGAAGGAGAUGCAGCUGCACCGAGAAGACUUUGAAAUAAUUAAAGUGAUUGGAAGAGGGGCAUUUGGUGAGGUUGCUGUUGUGAAAAUGAAGAACACCGAGCGAAUUUACGCCAUGAAAAUCCUCAACAAGUGGGAGAUGCUUAAAAGAGCAGAGACGGCGUGCUUCCGGGAGGAGCGUGACGUGCUGGUGAAUGGCGACUGCCAAUGGAUCACGGCGCUGCACUACGCCUUCCAGGACGAGAACUACCUGUACUUGGUCAUGGAUUACUACGUGGGUGGUGACUUACUGACCUUGCUCAGUAAGUUUGAAGACAAGCUUCCGGAAGACAUGGCAAGGUUCUACAUUGGUGAGAUGGUGCUGGCCAUCGAGUCCAUCCAUCGGCUUCAUUAUGUGCACAGAGACAUUAAACCUGACAAUGUCCUUUUGGACGUGAAUGGUCACAUUCGCCUGGCCGACUUUGGAUCAUGUUUGAAGAUGAAUGAUGAUGGAACUGUCCAGUCCUCGGUGGCCGUGGGCACUCCCGACUACAUCUCCCCGGAGAUCUUGCAGGCAAUGGAGGAUGGCAUGGGCAAGUACGGCCCCGAGUGCGACUGGUGGUCCCUGGGCGUCUGCAUGUACGAGAUGCUCUACGGAGAGACGCCCUUCUACGCCGAGUCUCUGGUGGAAACCUACGGGAAAAUAAUGAACCACGAGGAGCGGUUCCAGUUCCCGUCCCACGUCACAGACGUGUCUGAAGAAGCCAAAGACCUCAUUCAGAGGCUCAUCUGCAGCCGAGACCGCCGGCUGGGGCAGAACGGCAUCGAGGACUUCAAAAAGCACGCCUUCUUCGAAGGGCUCAACUGGGAAAGCAUCCGGGACCUCGAAGCCCCCUACAUCCCAGACGUCAGCAGCCCUUCCGACACGUCCAACUUCGACGUGGACGACGACGUGCUAAGGAACACGGAAAUACUACCUCCUGGCUCACACGCCGGCUUUUCGGGAUUGCAUCUGCCGUUCAUUGGCUUCACCUUCACGACGGAAAGCUCCUUCUCGGACCGCGGCUCUCUAAAGAGCACGAUGCAGUGCGGCAGCCUGAGCAAGGACGAGGACGUGCAGCGGGGCCUGGAGAGCAGCCUGCAGACGGAGGCCUACGAGAGGCGGAUCCGGCGGUUGGAGCAGGAGAAGCUGGAGCUGAGCCGGAAGCUGCAAGAGUCCACGCAGGCCGUGCAGGCCCUCCACAGCUCAGCCCGAGCCUUGGGGAACCCCAACCGCGACCAGGAGAUCAGAGCGCUCCGUGAAGAGAUCGACCGGCUGAAGCAUAAGAUCGCAGAUUCUGGGAGACUGGAGCGGCAGCGUGAGGACUCGGCGCUUCUCCGCCAAGAGCAGGAGGACUCUGCGCAGCGGCUGAGGGGCCUGGAGAAGCAGUGCCGCAUGGCGCGGCAAGAGAAGGAGGACUUCCACAAGCAACUAGCAGAAGCUUCUGAGCGGAUCAAGUCCCAGGCCAAGGAACUGAGAGACGCCCACCAGCAGCGGAAGCUGGCGUUGCAGGAGUUCUCCGAGCUCAACGAGCGCAUGGCCGAGCUCCGCUCCCAGAAGCAGAAGGUGUCGCGGCAGCUGCGAGACAAGGAGGAGGAGGUGGAGGUGGCCAUGCAGAAGAUGGACUCCAUGCGGCAGGAGAUGCGCAGGUCGGAGAAGUCCAGGAAAGAGCUGGAAGGUCAGCUGGAGGACGCCGUCGCCGAGGCCUCCAAGGAGCGCAAGCUCCGGGAGCACAGCGAGAGCUUCUGCAAGCAAAUGGAAAGUGAGCUCGGGACCCUCAAGACGAAGCAAGGGGGCCGGGGGCCCGGGGCCGCUGCGGAGCACCGUCAGGAGCUCUCCAAGAUCACGUCGGAGCUGGAAAAGAAGGUGCUGUUCUAUGAGGAGGAGCUGGUCAGGCGCGAGGCCUCCCACGUGCUCGAGGUGAAGAGCGUGCGCAAGGAGGUGCACGACUCCGAGGGCCACCAGCUGGCCUUGCAGAAGGAGGUCCUGAUGCUGAAGGACAAGCUGGAGAAGGCCAGGCGGGAGCGGCACAACGAGCUGGAGGAGGCCGUGGGCACGAUGAAGGAGAAGCACGAUCGAGAGCGAGCCGUGCUGUGUGAGGAAAGCAGGAAGCUCACCGUGGAGAACGAAAGGCUCUGUGCCUUUGUGGACAAGCUCACAGCCCAGAACAGGCAGCUGGAGGACGAGCUGCAGGACCUGGUGGCCAAGAAGGAGUCCGUGGCCCACUGGGAAGCCCAGAUCGCUGAGAUCAUUCAGUGGGUCAGCGACGAGAAGGACGCCCGGGGCUACCUUCAAGCUCUCGCUUCGAAGAUGACUGAAGAGCUGGAGGCGUUGCGGAGCUCCAGCCUGGGCUCCAGGACGCUGGACCCGCUGUGGAAAGUCCGCCGCAGUCAGAAGCUGGACAUGUCUGCCCGCCUGGAGCUGCAGUCCGCACUCGAGGCCGAGAUCCGGGCCAAGCAGCUGGUGCAGGAGGAGCUGAGGAAGGUCAAAGACGCCAACCUCUCCUUUGAAAGCCAACUGAAGGGUUCCGAAGCCAGAAACAGAGAGUUACAAGAAGAGAUGGAAAGUCUGAAGAAAAAGAUGGAGGAAAAGCUUAGAGCCGAACCUGGGCUGAAGCUCCCAGACUUCCAGGACUCCAUUUUUGAGUACUUCAACAGUGCGCCUCUUGCGCACGACUUGACGCUUAGGACGGCCUCUACUGGGGACCAGGAAGCCCACACGCCAAAGCCAGAAGUGUCACCGUCCAUGUCUGUGCCCUCGGGUGUAGAUCAGCAAGAAGACCUGGCUCGGGGCUUGCCCAGGCCCGCUGCCGCGCCACUGCCCACCACACCAGCCCUUGCCCUCGGCGGACCCAAGCCGAAGGCGCACCAGUUCAGCAUCAAGUCCUUCCCCAGCCCCACCCAGUGCAGCCACUGCACCUCGCUGAUGGUCGGCCUUCUGCGGCAGGGCUACGCCUGCGAGGUGUGCUCGUUCGCCUGCCACGUGGCCUGCAAGGACAGUGCCCCCCAGGUCUGCCCCAUCCCCGCUGAGCAGUCCAAGAGGCCCCUCGGGGUAGACGUGCAGAGAGGCAUCGGGACCGCCUAUAAAGGCUACGUCAAGGUCCCGAAGCCCACCGGGGUGAAGAAGGGCUGGCAGCGGGCCUUCGCAGUGGUCUGUGACUGCAAGCUCUUCCUGUAUGACCUGCCCGAGGGGAAGUCCACGCAGCCUGGCGUGGUGGCCAGCCAGGUCCUGGACCUCAGGGACGAGGACUUUUCCGUGAGCCCAGUCCUGGCUUCAGACGUGAUACAUGCUACACGCCGAGACAUUCCUUGUAUAUUCAGGGUGACGGCCUCUCUCUUAGGUUCACCUUCAAAGGCCAGCUCACUGCUCAUCCUAACAGAAAACGAGAAUGAAAAGAGGAAGUGGGUUGGGAUUCUCGAGGGCCUCCGGUCCAUCCUGCAUAAGAACCAGCUGCGGGGCCAGGCCGUGCACGUGGCCCAGGAGGCCUACGACAGCGCACUGCCGCUCAUCAAGGGCGCCCUGGCAGCUGCCAUAGUGGAUGGAGACAAGAUCGCCCUUGGCUUGGAAGAAGGGCUCUAUGUCAUCGAGCUGAAUCGCGAUGUGAUCGUCAGAGCGGCCGACUGCAAGAAGGUGCACCAGAUUGCUCUGGCGCCACGCGAGAAGUUGGUUAUCUUGCUGUGCGGCCGGAACCACCACGUCCACCUCCACCCGUGGUCGGCCUUAGAGGGCGCUGAGGGCAGCUUCGACAUCAAGCUCCCCGAGACCAAAGGCUGCCAGCUCCUGGCCACGGCGACCCUGAAGAAGAGCCCCGCCACCUGCCUGUUGGUGGCCGUGAAGCGGCUGGUGCUCUCCUACGAGCUGCACAGAACGAGGCCUUUCCACCGGAAACUGGGCGAGCUGGUGGCGCCCGGCCCCGUGCAGUGGAUGGCUGUGCUCGGGGACCGGCUCUGCGUGGGCUACCCAUCGGGGUUCGCCCUGCUGAGCACGCGGGGCGACGGGCACGUCCUCAGCCUGGUGAGCCCCGCCGACCCCUCGCUGGCCUUCCUCUCGCAGCAGCCCUUUGACGCGCUCUGUGCCGUGGAGGUCGGCGGCGAGGAGUACCUGCUGUGCUUCAGCCACAUGGGACUCUACGUGGACUCGCACGGCCGGAGGUCACGCGUGCAGGAGCUCAUGUGGCCCGCGGCCCCCGUCGCCUGUAGUUGCAGCCCCUCCCAUGUCACUGUGUACAGUGAGUACGGCAUCGAUGUCUUUGAUGUGCACACCAUGGAAUGGGUACAGACCAUCGGCCUUCGGAGGAUCCGACCUCUGAACCCGGAGGGCAGCCUCAAUCUCCUGGGCUGUGAGCCGCCGCGCCUCAUCUAUUUCAAGAGCAGCUUCUCCAGUUCUGUCCUGAACGUGCCUGACACCUCGGACAACAGCAAAAAGCAGAUGCUGCGGACGAGGAGCAAGCGGUGGUUCGUGUUCAAGGUCCCCGAGGAGGAGCGGCUACAGCAGAGGAGGGAGAUGCUGAGAGACCCCGAGCUGAGGUCCAAGAUGAUCUCCAACCCGACCAACUUCAACCACGUAGCCCACAUGGGCCCGGGCGAUGGGCUGCAGGUGCUCAUGGACCUGCCCUUGAGCUCGCUGCCGUCUGCACAAGAAGAGCGGCCCGGCCCCGCAGCAGCUGCCAGCACGGCCCGGCAGCCCCCGCCCAGGAACAAGCCCUAUGUCUCGUGGCCCUCGUCAGGUGGGUCGGAGCCCAGUAUGGCUGUGCCCCUGAGGAGUCUGUCCGACCCAGACCAGGACUUCGACAAAGAGCCGGACUCAGAUUCCACCAAGCACUCCACACGUCCAACAGCUCCAACCCCAGCGGCCCCCCGAGCCCCAACUCCCCGCACCGGAGCCAGCUCCCCCUGGAGGGCCUGGAGCCGCCCGCCUGCGACGCCUGAGCCGGAGCUCAUGCCAGGCCCGGCUGUGCCAAGAUCAGCGGACCCUUGUGUCAUCCAAGGAGGCGUGGGUGGGGUGACGCGGGGAGACAGGAGCCCCAGCCAUGGCCAGGCCCACCUGUCUGCCAUGGGCGGUGACUAUGCCGCCCACCCCCUGGGACCCUAGGCCCCCUUGUGGGGCUGGGAAGUAGCUGCUGCCCACCAAGACUGCGUCCAGGACCUCUGGGCUCCAAAGCUACCCAGGCUUGACACAGGAAGGUUUUGUGUGACCUUCUUGUUGCUAAGUUGCUGCGGGGCUCAGCUGCAGGAGUGUCCCAAGCCUUGCAGCCAGGGACCAGGACCCACAGUGCCACUGGCCCCUACUGCAGUGUCCACUGUGCCCCAUCUCCCACGAGUCUCUCAGCUCCUGCUGCUGGCCCCACCCCUGGCCAGGAAGCUGGGCAGCAGGGGCUGGAGGCCCCCUCCUGCGCAGCCCCUCACAUGGAGACCCCGUGAUCCGUCCCCUGAGCUGAUCACGUAGACGCACCCAUACACUCCGGGUCCCAGCCUCGGCCAGGCUGGCCGGCUGGCCGGCCCCGUAUUUAACCCCCGCUCCUGUCCUCCACAUUCAGUACUCGGGUUGUGACCCUGUGACAUUAAAGGCUUGUAAUUAUCUGGCAGCUGACUGCCAUCAUCCAGCUUGGACCAUCCCGUCAUGGCAGCCCUGUUCUCCACAUCCUGUGGGUGCAGGGGAGGGGCUGGCAACCCCCUCCCGGGGGAGGGGGGGGCUCUGGUUUUUACUUUUCUAACGUGAAGUCUGAGUCUUUGUAAUUACUGUCGUGGGGACACUUUGGACAAUUCACCUGUCAAUAAAGAGGCAGCCAGCAGUUUUCAACA
Echinops telfairi (small Madagascar hedgehog) is the source of this 6043-nucleotide messenger RNA. It is a transcript of the gene CDC42BPB, whose product is annotated as CDC42 binding protein kinase beta. Gene Ontology annotation, molecular function: protein serine/threonine kinase activity; ATP binding. Gene Ontology annotation, cellular component: actomyosin; cytoplasm; cytoskeleton. Gene Ontology annotation, biological process: actomyosin structure organization; peptidyl-threonine phosphorylation. Lineage: Eukaryota; Metazoa; Chordata; Mammalia; Afrosoricida; Tenrecidae. The record is from RefSeq and is a predicted model, not a curated record.